UCAUGUCGGCUCGCAACGCUAUGGCAGCAAUGCUCGACGAGCUAAUGGGUCCCAAACGGAAUGUUGAACUAGGAAAAGACACAAAAGUCACAUUUGAUGAUCCUGACAUAUGCCCGUACUUCCUGGUCGGUUUCUGUCCUCACGACAUGUUCAUCAAUACAAAGGCAGAUUUGGGAGCGUGCCAGCUAGUACAUGACGAUAAUCUUCGAAGAUUGUAUCCAGAAUCUCCAGAAUAUGGACAACUUGGCUUUGAAAGACGUCUUAUGCGGUUUCUCGUUCAAUUAGAUGAAGAUAAUCAGCGAAGAAUUCGAAAGAACAAAGACAAAUUGUCCGGAAUGGAUGAUAGUGGAAAGCGAAAGUUAGAGGAAGAGAAGCGUCAGGUACAAUUGGAGAUCAAUUCGAUAGAUGAUGUCCUGAAAAAUAUGAUACGAGACGCAGAGCAAGCCGGCAGUGAGGGAAAUGUGACAAAAUGCCAGGAAAUAGUCGCGAGAAGCGAGAUGGUUGAAGCUGAAAAACGAGGUCUUGAAGAGAAACUUUCACAAAUGAACGAACCGAACCCACAAGCCAUGCCACCGAUGCUUGACGAAAUGGCAAUUAAGCCAAUGGAGGUUUGUGAAGUGUGUGGGAGCAUGCUCAUCGUGAAUGACGCUCAACAGCGUAUCGAAGAACAUUUGACUGGAAAAAUGCACACAGGUUUCCAAAAAAUCCGGACUAUGAUUCAACAGCUUAAGGAAAAGCUGAAGGAGUUUGAACAAGCCGAGGAGACUAAAAGAAAAGAGCGGAGAGAAAAACGUGCUGAAGCAGCAACAACAUCUGACACUGAGCGCCGCCGUCACCGAAGUCGUUCUCCACAUCGUUCCAGUCAUGAUUCCAGGGAUUCCAGGGAUUCCAGAGAUCGUCGAGAGCAUCGUCAUCAUGGAUAUGAUAGAGAUCGGAGACACCACAGAGAUCGAAGAUAUUAGAUUAUUUUUUUACAAAAUCGAAUUUUUUGUUAUACCUUUUUUUGAAAUUGGAAAAUUGAGAAAAGUUUCAAAAAUGUUGUUUUUCGAAGUUUCGAAAAUCGGUGAAAAAAUUUCAAAAAAUUAAGCUGAUUUUAGUGAGAAAAACAAUUAGAAAAACGAUCCAAAAUUAUUACAAUUUCGAUAUUUUUUCCUAAAAUUCAAUUUUUUCCCGAAUUUUCCUGAUAUUCUGAAAAUCGGUUUCAAAAAAUUGAAAAAGCCGAUUCAAAAUUUUUAAACAUUUUGACUUUUUUCCACAUUUUUCCGAUUUGUUUCGUUUUUAAAAAAUACCGUUUCUCUCAUUUUUAUGUACUGGUAUUUCUAUCCGUUCCCUUUACAACCCUUCUAAUUCAAUUAGUUUGUUUCUUUUUUUUCUCUCUGUAUCUGUAGAAUUAAUGACUUCUGAUUUUUCCGUCCAAGUACCUAAUUUUUCCCUUUUCUAAAAUUCUCAAAUACGAGAUUCAAUUCUUCUCUCUAAAUUAUUUUAAGUUCCACAUAAAAACUCUUGUUUUUU
Molecule: messenger RNA, 1512 nt
Organism: Caenorhabditis elegans
Lineage: Eukaryota; Metazoa; Nematoda; Chromadorea; Rhabditida; Rhabditidae
Gene: luc-7L3
Product: Luc7-like protein 3
Source: RefSeq, marked reviewed